Molecule: messenger RNA, 5023 nt
Organism: Fukomys damarensis (Damara mole-rat)
Lineage: Eukaryota; Metazoa; Chordata; Mammalia; Rodentia; Bathyergidae
Gene: Ccdc93
Product: coiled-coil domain containing 93
Exons: 24
Coding region: 168-2057 (629 amino acids)
Biological process (GO): Golgi to plasma membrane transport
Source: RefSeq, a predicted model, not a curated record
CCGAGCCUCAGUACCCGGGAGCUGGCGCUGGCGGCGGCGGCGGCGGCGGCGGCGGUGAAGGAAGUUUCCGCUUUGCACUCCACCCCGGUUGCGGCUUCGCUGCGGGGACAGCUUCCAGCAGACGCUCGGUGGGCAUCGCUGCCGCCCCAGGUCAACUCAGGCGGGUCAUGGGGUGGCCCAAGGGGCAGGAGGGCCAGGGUGUCCCUGAGGUAGAAACAAGAGAAGAUGAAGAACAAAAUGUCAAGUUGACUGAAAUUCUGGAACUCUUGGUUGCAGCUGGAUAUUUCAGGGCAAGAAUUAAAGGCUUGUCACCUUUUGACAAGGUAGUAGGAGGAAUGACUUGGUGUAUCACCACUUGUACCUUUGAUAUAGAUGUUGAUUUGCUCUUUCAAGAAAACUCUACAAUAGGUCAAAAAAUAGCUCUAUCAGAAAAGAUUGUCUCAGUCCUUCCAAGGAUGAAAUGUCCUCACCAGCUGGAACCCCACCAGAUCCAAGGGAUGGAUUUUAUUCACAUAUUUCCUGUUGUGCAGUGGCUGGUGAAACGAGCUAUAGAAACAAGAGAAGAGAUGGGUGACUAUAUCCGUUCCUACUCUAUAUCCCAAUUCCAGAAAACCUACAGUCUCCCUGAGGAUGAUGACUUCAUAAAGAGAAAAGACAAGGCCAUCAAGACAGUUGUCAACCUCUCAGAUGUUUAUAAGCCCCGUCGGAAGUACAAACGUCAAGAGGGAGCCGAGGAGCUACUUGAUGAAGAAUCUCGAAUCCAUUCUACGCUUUUGGAAUAUGGCAGGAGAUACGGAUUUAGCCGCCAGAACAAAACAGAGAAGGCUGAGGACAAAAAAACACCACUUUCUGCAGGGCUGUCAGCUACAGAAAAAGCAGAUGUCCAUGAGGAGGAUGACCUUCAGGCAGCUGAAGAGCAGCGUGUUCAGUCACUGAUGACCAAGAUGACUGCCGUGGCAAAUGAGGAGAGCCGUCUCACCGCAAGCUCCGUGGGCCAGAUUGUGGGCCUCUGCUCUGCUGAGAUCAAGCAGAUUGUGUCUGAGUAUGCGGAGAAGCAGUCUGAGCUGUCAGCAGAAGAAAGUCCAGAAAAAUUAGGAACCUCUCAGCUACAUCAUCGGAAAAUUAUUUCCUUGAACAAGCAGAUUCUACAGAAGACCAAACAUCUGGAAGAGUUGCAAGCAAAUCAUACCAAUCUCCAAACCAGAUAUAAUGAAACAAAGAAAACACUAACAGAGCUGAAGAGUCAUAGUGAGAAACUGGACAAAGAGCAAGCAGCCCUUGAGAAGAGAGAAGCCAAAGCAGAUCCAAGUAUUCUGCAGAACUUGAGAGCGCUUGUAGCCAUGAAUGAAAAUCUGAAAAGUCAGGAACAGGAGUUUAAAGCACAUUGCCGAGAGGAGAUGACACGGUUGCAGCAGGAAAUUGAAACCCUGAAAGCUGAGAGAACACCAGAUGAAAAGACUCUCUCCAGUGGGGAGCGGCAUGGUGUGCUGACCUCUACAAUGACUCACAGUGAAGACCUAGACAGGCGGUAUAAUAUGGAAAAAGAGAAACUUUACAAGAUCCGCUUACUGCAGGCUCGAAGAAAUCGAGAAAUAGCAAUUUUACAUCGCAAGAUUGAUGAAGUACCCAGCCGAGCUGAGUUAAUACAGUAUCAGAAGAGAUUCAUUGAACUCUACCGCCAGAUUUCAGCAGUGCACAAAGAAACGAAGCAGUUCUUCACUUUAUAUAAUACCCUGGAUGAUAAAAAGGUUUAUUUGGAAAAAGAGAUUAGUCUACUCAAUUCAAUUCAUGAGAACUUCUCACAAGCCAUGGCCUCUUCUGCUGCCCGGGACCAGUUUUUACGUCAGAUGGAACAGAUUGUAGAAGGAAUUAAGCAAAGUAGGAUGAAGAUGGAGAAGAAGAAGCAAGAGAACAAAAUGAGAAGAGACCAGUUGAACGACCAGUACUUGGAACUGCUAGAAAAGCAGAGACUAUAUUUUAAGACUGUGAAAGAGUUCAAAGAGGAGGGCCGAAAGAAUGAGUUGCUGCUGUCCAAAGUAAAAGCGAAGGCCUCCUGAUCAUUCCCAGCCAUUUUUGUAUGUCAUUGAUUUUUUUUUUUUUAAUUCCAUGUAUCAACUACAAGACAUGAAAUGGUUCUGAAAGCAACAGUAGAGAGGUGCAGGUGUAUUAAUUUCAAUUCCCUGGCUGUUUUCUGUCUCCUGUUUGCUACCAUUUCAUCUCUAUUAGUUGUUGAAAGAAUCAGAAAAUAUAAACACUGGCUUGGAUAACACCCACUGUCCUAUGAGGAAACACGGGCAGUACUUUCUUUGUCCAUUCAACUUUUUUCUCUUCAGUAACAUUACACUUAUAAAGGUACCUAUAUUUGUAUAGACUCUGAAUAAAGAAGAAUUCUUUUAAAUGUUAAUUGAGCAACCACUGAGAAAGAAGCACAGAGGGGGAUUUGUCAGAGUGUAAACCACACUCCCUACACCUACCUUCCAGGCAUUCAGCAAGUGGUCCAAGGAGCAAAUAUGCCCCACCUUGGCCAUCUAAGGUUUAUUUUAGUUUGUUUCAGUAAACAGAAGGCUGCUGGGUGAAUGAUCUGCCAGUGUGACAGUCACUUGGGCCCUUGACCUACCCUGGUGCUUUUUGUUCCUUACUUCUCAAGUUACCAGCCAGCAGGCUUGUAUGACACACAUAGUAACUUGAGUGAACUUAGUUUUGUUGAUUCAAUCCUUAUGUAUUCCUUAGGUUCAUUUCACCAAAAAAGUUGAAGGUGGGGUUCAUACUGAGGAUCUUUAAAAAUAAUCAACACCUUUCUGUGUCCUAGUUGUCAUUUGAGUCACAGUCAACAUGUGGACGGGUUUUCAGAUUCCUUUAUUUAAAGCACAUUUCCUGCUUAUACUGCAGAGAAGGUCAUGAUCUGAUCAAAGAAAGAGACAUGCACCAUACUGACUGCUGUAAGGGCAGGCACACUAAAAGACAGUAACAGGUACUGUGGGGCAGAGGAAGAAGCAGUAGGUUGUGUGGAAAUAUGGAAGUCUUCCUUAAAAAGUAACUAAUAUUUGGGAUAGAUCUGAAGGGAGAAUAGGAUGUUUCACAGAGAUAGGAAAUAGUUUUUGGUUAAGCUACACUGAUUGAAACUCAAGAGGCUACAGAGCAUUCAUACCAGGAGAGGAGGGCAUGUUCUGGAAUAUGCAGGAGGCUUUAGAGACCUGGCUGGACAGCUGACGAAUUUUAUCCUCUGUAAAUGAACAGUCCAAAGAAAACACAGAGUUUCUGUGCUGGCUCUUGCCCUCUGGCAAUUUAGUCUUGGUCAGUGUACCCCCACUGUGAGGUUUGUACUCCAUUUUUUGUAAACCAGGCACGUACACACUGCCCAAGAGCAGGGUUGGACUGUAAAAUGCAGUUUUGAAGGUCAGAGACAGUAGCAAUUUGUCUAUUUAAAAUUAUUUCAAUUUCAGAGAAACAUCUGUAUUAACAUGUAAAGAAGCUUAAAGCCUCACCCUGGCUAACUGGACUUUGUGAGAAAUUAGGAGAUCAUUGGAGCUGGUGUUAGAGAAGUGGGAGUAGUUGAUAUUCUGGAGUUACCCUAGUCCACCUGUCUGUGUUGGAGGAAGGUAUGGCACAACUGAUCCAAAGCAACUAAUGCUUUUUGAAAGUGGAGCCCUUUAUUUUGGGCUAUGUUUCUAGAGUUCCAUUUGUUUUGGUUUUGUUGUAGAGAAGUAUUGAUAGAUGUCUUUACCCUUCUUUUAGUCUACAAGGCCUGAUGAAAAAUUAGUCUCUGUUGCUUGAACAUACUUUAAAUUUAGACCGCAAGAGGCAAUCUUGAGAAUUCUGUGGUUGCUGCAGAUAGCCUGCAGGGUGGACACUGUCCGUGAGUGAUUAGGACAUUGGGCAGGUAGAAUAGUCAGGCCUUAUAGGUUAAAACUGCACUGAGGUCCACGGUCAUUUCAGGAGCUACUCAUAAUGGUAGGGGUAGAGGUCUUCCUGGGGCCAUAUCUUUUUCUGAGCCCAGAAACAUAGUGCUGUAUUCUGUUGAACCCACAGACUUUUCCAGAAAUAUAAGGAAGAGAGAAAACAUCCUUUAGUUACUGUUUUUGUAUAUGUGCUUCAGAAGAAAGCAGACAAUUCUCAGAACACUGAGCCCACUAAACCGAGCUGAGUGCCUUGUGCCUUGGAUAUCCUCCUGUGUCUCAUAAGACUACACAAGAGUUUUCUGAUGUGAUCCAAAAGGCUACUGAGAGUAGGACCAGAUUUGCUGCUUAUGACAUGUCUGUGAAGAUACUGGAACAUCCGGCAGUUCUUGGCUGUGUCCAGUCUCUGUAGAUGACAGGACAGCCAGGAGCACUAGAGGAAGAUACAUUGUGUUAGAAAACUGUCACAAAGUCACAGAGGAGUGUGCUUUCUUAUAUUAGAGAAUAAAUUCCAAGUGUGUGAGGCAUAAGCUUUUUCUGGAAUCUGACAUUCUGAUUUUAACUGGGCCUGGUUGGUAGCCCAUAUUUUGAGGACAGUCAGGCCCUACAGCCAUGUGCACUGAGUCUGUCAGAAUCAGGCAGGAGAACCAGCACAGGUUGGAGGUCUUUCCCUGUUUAGGCUGAGGAAAUAAUCCCCAAUAACACCACAUCCCCUGUGAACUACUGAAACCCUGAGUAGAGAAUAGGGAAGGCCAUCAGGUAGCACUCUAUCUACAAGGUACCCUCCCACAACUUUGAUAUUGUCACAUAUGGCGGGUCUUGAACAUAUCUUCGUUAACUAAAGCCUACCUGCCUGAAAGAGCAUUUGGAAAAGUCAGCUGUGGCCUGCAACCUGUGCUACCUGGAUUUCUGCUGCUCAACAUAGUCUUGUCUUGCUUACUUUAGGGGUGACUAGUGAUCAGUUUAAGAGGGAACUAGGCAUUCUAGCAAUAACUUUUAUUGGUUGCUACAACUGAGCCCAAAUCUCUUGUGAAGUGCAUAUAGUUGGAUUGAAACAUGCUUUGAGUCAGAACACUUUAAGGAAGUCCAUUAUUACUUACAGCCAGUGUUGACCACAGGUAAAAGAA